AUGGCGAUGCCACCAGAGAAGGGGAGCAGACCCCGGCGGCACAGCCGGGAACGGGACCCGAAGCGGUCGCGGUCCCGAUCCCGGUCCCGGUCCCGAUCGCGAUCGCGGUCCCGGUCCCGGUCCCGGUCCCGGUCCCGGUCGCGGUCCCCUUGCGAGUGGGACUGGAGCUGUCCCAGCACACGGCGCCGGAUGGAGGAGCUUCACUUCCCGUCGCAGGACGCUGGCUCCGGUUCCGGCUCCGACCACGUCCAGGAGUUCUGGGCUUUCUUCGACCGCCUCCGGCGCUUCCAGAGCCGCAAUCCUCCGCGGGCCCCGAGUGGCGACCUAGCCGAGCCCUCCCAGAGCCUCCCCCAGCUCGACCUCCCCCGCCGCUACGACCCCCGCGACCGCAUCAACCUGGCGCUGCCGGGCGGCCGGCGGCCGGUGCCCGGCGUCCCGCGGGGGCGGCUGGAGGAGUUCCGCGCUGCCCUCCUCCGCUUCCAGGACUUCCAGCAGAAGCGGAGCUUCGCCCGGCUGGCGAAGAUCCACCGGCAGCGGGCGGCGCUGCCCAUCGCGCGGUACCGGCGGCAGCUGCUGGCGGCCCUGGCGCGGCACCGGGUGCUGGUGGUGGCGGGGGACACCGGCUGCGGCAAGUCCACGCAGGUGCCGCAGUUCCUGCUGGCCGCCGGCUACCGGCGCCUUGCCUGCACCCAGCCGCGGCGCAUCGCCUGCGUCUCGCUGGCCAAGAGGGUGGCGUACGAGAGCCUCAACCAGUACGGCAGCCAGGUGGGCUUCCAGAUCCGCUUCGAGCGGCGCCGCAGCGCCGCCACGCGGCUGCUGUUCCUCACCGAGGGGCUGCUGCUGCGGCAGGCGCAGCGGGACCCCAGCCUCAGCUGCUACCAGGUGGUGCUGGUGGACGAGGUGCAUGAGAGGCAUCUCCACGGAGACUUCCUGCUGGGCUUCCUGCGGCGCCUGCUGCCCUCCCGCCCCGGCCUGCGCCUGCUGCUCAUGUCGGCCACCAUCAACAUCCCUCUCUUCUCCCAGUACUUCGGGGGGGCUCCGGUGCUCCAGGUGCCGGGGAGGCUCUUCCCCAUCUCGGUCAUCUACCAACCCAUCCCCAAGGAAGAGGCUCCCACCGGCGGGGGGAAGCUGGGGCGGGCUGAGCGCCUGGACCCCCUGCCCUACCUGCGGGUGCUGCAGGCCAUCGACCGGCGGUACCCCCCCGAGGAGCGCGGGGACCUGCUGGUGUUCCUCAGCGGCGUGGCCGAGAUCGGGGCCGUGCUGGAGGCCGCCCAGGCCUACGCCGCCCGCACCCAGCGCUGGGUGGUGCUGCCCUUGCACAGCACCCUCUCGGUGGCCCAGCAGGACAAGGUGUUUGACCUGCCCCCCCCCGGCGUCCGCAAGUGCAUCCUGGCCACCAACAUCGCCGAGACCUCGGUGACCAUCGACGGUGUCCGCUUCGUGCUGGACUCUGGGAAGGUGAAGGAGAUGAGCUAUGACCCUCAGGGCAAGCUGCAGCGGCUGCAGGAGUUCUGGAUCAGCCGGGCCAGCGCCGAGCAGCGCCGGGGCCGCGCCGGCAGGACCGGACCCGGGGUCUGCUACCGGCUCUACGCCGAGUCAGACUACGAUGCCUUCUGCCCCUACCCUGUGCCCGAGAUCCAGAGGGUGGCCCUGGACGCCCUGGUGCUCCAGAUGAAGAGCAUGGGGCUGGGUGACCCCAGGACCUUCCCCUUCCUGGAGCCUCCUCCCUCAUCCAGCCUGGAGGUGGCUGUGAGGUACCUGAAGGACCAGGGAGCCCUGGAUGAGGCCGAGGAGCUGACUCCCAUCGGCAACCUCCUGGCCCAGCUGCCGGUGGAUGUGGUGGUCGGGAAGAUGCUGGUCCUGGGUGCUCUCUUUGACCUGGCCGAGCCCACCCUGACCGUGGCAGCCACGCUGAGCGUCCAGUCGCCCUUCCUGCGCCCUGCCCACCCCAACCCCGAGUGUGCCACGGCCAGGAGGCACCUGGAGAGCCACCACGGGGACCCACUGACGCUGCUCAACAUCUUCAAUGAGUGGGUCCAGGUGAAGUCGCAGCGGAGCAGCAGCUCGCGGAAGUGGUGCCGGCGCCGCGGGCUGGAGGAGCAUCGGCUCUACGAGGCCACCAACCUCCGGCGCCAGUUCCAGGAGCUUCUCCAGGACCACCACCUGCUAGAGAAAGGCUCCAAGCAGCCCAGGGACAGCUACAGCCGGCAGAGCCGGCACCGGGAGCGCCGCGAGCUGCAGCGGCUCUGGCGCCGCCACGCUGAGGAGCAGGGCAGGAGGCCCAAGGUGCUGCGGCUGCAGGAUGGUGACGGCGAUGCCUCCUCCGGGGAGGAGCAGGAGCAGGAGAAGGGAGGCUCUCAGGGGAAGGGGCAGCGUGGUGUGGACAUCCAGGACCUCAAGUUCCAGCUGCGUCACGACGUGGAGGAGCUGCAGGCCGUCUCCAGCUCCAGCCUCUCCCAGGCCCAGCUGGCCCUGCUCAAGCUGCUGCUGUGCCGGGGGCUGUACCCGCAGCUGGCGGUGCCCGACCAGCUUAACAGCGGCCGCAAGGACUCCGACCAGAUCUUCCACACCAGGACUAAGCCAGGGGUCGUUCUUCAUCCCACCUCGGUCUUUGCUGCCAACCCGGAGCUGCUCCACGCCAAGGAGGGACCUGAGCGUGCUGGGAGCAAAGGUGAGACGCCCCCCCGAGAGGGGCUGAGCCCCGACCACCAGCUCCUGGCCUUCGUCUCGCUGCUGGAGACCACCAAGCCCUACUUGGUGAACUGUAUCCGGGUACCGGCCCUCCAGGUCCUCCUGCUCUUCUCCCGCUCGCUGGACACCAGCGCGGACUGCAGCCGGCUGGUGGCGGAUGGUUGGCUGGAGCUGACCAUCCCUGACCCCGACUCUGCCCUUCGCCUGCUCUCCACUACCCUGCAGCUUCGCUGCACUUGGGAGCAGCUCCUCCAGCAGCUCCUGGCAGGCCAAGGGGAGGACCUGGGCCAUCAGCCAAGCUCCCGAGACGUCUCCUCGCUCACCCGGGGGCUGCUGGAGUUCCUGCAGGUGAAGGUGCCGCACCGCCUGCGCCAGCUGACUGCGCUGGAGAAGCAGAACCUCUACGUCGGUCCCCAGACGGUGGCUGCUGCUCCUCAUCUCCCAGGACUCUUCCAGGGCAUGGAGAUGAAGCCUGACGAGGUGAAAGGAGGCCAUAAGGUCACUGACUUCCUCACCUACAACUGCUUGGCUGUGGACUUGGACCUCUACAGCGACUGCCUGAGGACCUUCUGGACCUGUCCCCACUGUGGUCUCCACAUGCCCUUCACCCCCCUGGAGCGUGUCUGCCAUGAGAGCUCCUGCCAGCCCCCCGAGGGUGAGUCCCCUCCAGAAGAAGCAGCUGGAAGCUCUUCCCAAGCCAGCUCUUCCCAGGCCAGCUCUCUGCACAGGUCCUACCACUGUGACAUCUGCCAGCAGCACUUCAGCUUCACCCCCACCCAGAUCCUCCGGCACAAGAAGCAGCACCAGUGACACGGUGCCACCAGGAUCCUCCUCCAAGCCUUGGAGGACCAAGGGACCCCAGAAAUGGGGGGAAGCAGCACCUCAGCUACG
Molecule: messenger RNA, 3582 nt
Organism: Dryobates pubescens (Downy woodpecker)
Lineage: Eukaryota; Metazoa; Chordata; Aves; Piciformes; Picidae
Gene: DHX34
Product: DExH-box helicase 34
Exons: 16
Coding region: 1-3501 (1166 amino acids)
Biological process (GO): nuclear-transcribed mRNA catabolic process, nonsense-mediated decay
Cellular component (GO): intracellular anatomical structure
Molecular function (GO): RNA binding
Source: RefSeq, a predicted model, not a curated record